Molecule: messenger RNA, 612 nt
Organism: Protopolystoma xenopodis
Lineage: Eukaryota; Metazoa; Platyhelminthes; Monogenea; Polystomatidea; Polystomatidae
Source: the annotation of a GenBank genome assembly
AUGGAAAACUGGCUCGUCGGCGCUCCAAGCCGUCGUCUUCUCCAUCACUUUCACUCUCCUCCUCAGCGUCGGCUUGCCAUCCGCGUCCAGCCGAUGGCCAAAUCGCAUUUCGAGUAUGUUCGUGCCUUCGAGGCGAAUGACGUCUGUUUGCCGAAUACUUGGAUUGUCGUCCGUCUGGAUGGACAAAACUUUCACACCUUUGCCGAAAAGCACAGCUUCAAGAAGCCCAACGAUCUCUCAGCUCUCCGACUGGCGGCAGUGGCGGCCGAGCGAGUUCUCCGUCAGCACACAGACUCCAUACUGGCCUAUGGGCAUAAGCUGAUGACUACCGUCGUUUCACUCUUCUCCUCGACCUACACCUUCGAGUGGCCACGCGUCAUGCCGGCCGAUCAGCCGCUGCUCUACCCGCCGGCUUUCGAUGCUCGUGUCGUUCUCUACCCAACGGACCGAAACCUGAGAGAUUACCUGGCCUGGAGGCAAGUCGACUGCCACAUCAACAAUCUGUAUAACACCUGCUUUUGGAAGCUGGUUGGACAAGCCGGAAUCAGCCCGGCAGAGGCAGAAAGCCAACUCAAGGUAGGCUGUAGCCAAGACAAUGCGGGCUUCGAGUAA